Molecule: messenger RNA, 2304 nt
Organism: Trichoderma asperellum CBS 433.97
Lineage: Eukaryota; Fungi; Ascomycota; Sordariomycetes; Hypocreales; Hypocreaceae
Biological process (GO): carbohydrate metabolic process
Molecular function (GO): carbohydrate binding; hydrolase activity, hydrolyzing O-glycosyl compounds
Source: RefSeq, a predicted model, not a curated record
AUGAAAUUCAGUGAUGGCAUGUGGCUGCCCAUCGAGGGCAAGAGGACAGAAUAUGCAGAGGAUGUCUACACUAUCACGCAGAGGCCAGACGGCCGGGCGUUGUCUUUACUAUGCCCUACGAAACAUAUCCGGUCGAGAGGGGAUACCCUGAACCUGCCCACUGUGACACUGGAUAUCGAAGCUGUUUUCGACGGCGUCAUUUCUGUUCGGACGACCCACUGGUCUGGAGCUGCUAAUAGAGGGCCUCACUUUGACCUUUUUCCCGCCGGAAAGUCUGUAGUUGAUGCCAAGAUUUCUGUAUCAGAUAAAGGCACAACAAUUUCGUCAGGUUCUCUUAGUGCCACCAUUCACCCUGACCAACACACAUUCGAUAUCCGUUUUCAUGCAACGGAUGGAUCCAAGCAGCUCACUUCACUGUUGAAUCGUAGCGUUGGGUUUGCUUAUGGUCCAGCCCCCAGCAGCCCGCUCCAACUUGAUGAUAUGAGAAAUUUCGAUCAUUACAUAUUUACACAGACGACGCUGAGUGUGGGGGAAACUGUACACGGACUUGGUGAACGUUUCGGCGCCUUCAAUAAGGUGGGCCAGAGCGUCAAUCUAUGGAAUGCAGACGGCGGUACAUCGUCGGACCAGGCUUACAAGAACAUAUCUUUUUGGCUGAGUAGCCGCGGCUAUGGAGUAUUUAUCGAUACACCAGAUCAAGUCGAGCUUGAAAUUGGCAGCGAACGGUCAUGCCGUGUACAGACAAGCGUGAAAGGGCAACGUCUCAAAUGGUACUUGAUUUAUGGACCCUCGCCAAAAGAAGUUCUUUAUAAAUAUACGACUUUGACGGGCAGGGCUGGCCGAGUUCCAAGCUGGAGUUUUGGCCUGUGGCUUUCAACGUCAUUUACAACGAACUAUGACGAGAAGACUGUCAGCUCGUUUCUAGAGGGCAUGAAGAGCCGUGAUAUUCCGGUUGAAGUCUUCCAUUAUGACUGCUUCUGGUUAAAAGCAUUUCAUUGGUGUGAUUUCGUAUUUGACAAGGAGGUGUUUCCAGACCCCGAAGGCAUGAUAAGUCGAAUUAAAGCCAGUGGACUUGUUAAAAAGGUCUGCGUUUGGACUAAUCCUUAUCUUGGUCAAGCUUCGCCUGCUUUUAAGAUGGCGGCAGAGAAAGGCUAUCUACUGAAACGAAGAAAUGGCGACAUCUGGCAGACUGAUCUUUGGCAAGCUGGAAUGGGCCUUGUUGACUUUACAAACCCUGAAGCUACCAAAUGGUUUGCCGGCUGCAUGGAGCAACUCUUUAACACCGGUGUUGAUUCCAUCAAAACAGAUUUUGGAGAGAGAAUUCCGACAGGCGAUGUCGAAUGGUAUGAUAAAAACGUGGACCCGUCAAAAAUGCACAAUUACUAUUCGUUCAUAUACAACAAAGUUGUAUAUGAGGCUUUACAAAAAAGAUAUGGCGAGAACGAAGCGGUUCUCUUUGCACGAUCUUCAACCGCCGGCUCACAACGAUUCCCGUUGCAGUGGGGUGGUGACUGCGAGUCAACUCCCGAGGCAAUGGCAGAAUCGCUUCGCGGAGGCCUAUCGCUUGGCCUAUGUGGCUUUUCUUUUUGGAGCGUGGAUAUCGGUGGUUUUGAAGGCUACCCACCUCCCUGGAUAUACAAACGAUGGGUCGCUUUUGGGUUGUUAACAUCUCACAGCCGUCUUCAUGGCAGUAAUAGUUACCGUGUCCCAUGGACAAUUGAUAACGACGAUCAAGGAGAACAGAGCUGUUCAAAAACACUAGCAAGGUGGACCGCUCUAAAGGCCCGCCUCAUGCCCUACUUCUACACACAGGCCGUAGAAGCCAUUGCCGGGGGCCUUCCGCUCAGUGUUCGCGCCAUGUGCCUGGAAUUUCCAGAAGACCCAACCUCUUGGUAUUUGGAUCGCCAAUUUAUGAUUGGAUCCAAACUGCUGGUAGCUCCAAUAUUUGAAGAAUCGGGAGAGGCAGAAUUCUAUUUACCUGAGGGACGGUGGACGAACUUCUUUACAGGCGAAGUAAAAUUGGGGCCUAGGUGGGUGAAGGAAACUCAUGACUUUGACACGCUACCUUUCUACGUGCGCGAAAAUACUGUCUUAGUCUUGGGUAAGGAAGGCGAAAGACGGACAGUAUAUGACUACAUCAAGGAAGUUGAGGUUCGUUUAUAUCAUGUUAGUGCCGGAGCCAUGGCGAAUCUCGUAGACAGUGACGGUAACUCAAAGGGUAUUUUGGAAGUGGAUUCGAGUAAUAACCUUAUUGGCCAGGAUCUUCUUCACAGUGGAACAAAUGUUGUGGUAAUAUCGAAAUAA